Molecule: messenger RNA, 264 nt
Organism: Dibothriocephalus latus
Lineage: Eukaryota; Metazoa; Platyhelminthes; Cestoda; Diphyllobothriidea; Diphyllobothriidae
Source: the annotation of a GenBank genome assembly
AUGCGUGAGCGUCAACUGGCCUCGGCAGCCCACCGGAACAGACGCAGUUCGGUCACCGUCGGCGGUUAUGGCGACGACGACAACAGUCUCGACGAGGGAACCUCCAUCUCCCUGGCUGCGAUCAAACGCGAUACCAAGGCCGGUCGCAGUUCAUCCGGCAGAAAGAGUCUUUCCGCGCUCUCAUCUGACGAUUCUGGCUCCGAUGUUUCGGACACACCAAUACGCAAAAAGGCCAGGAUCAGCGAUGAAGGCGACAGUGACUAG